This is a messenger RNA of Anolis sagrei ordinatus, 4349 nucleotides long. RefSeq names its product OTU deubiquitinase 5 (gene OTUD5). The record is from RefSeq and is a predicted model, not a curated record. Lineage: Eukaryota; Metazoa; Chordata; Lepidosauria; Squamata; Anolidae. Gene Ontology annotation, molecular function: cysteine-type deubiquitinase activity. Gene Ontology annotation, biological process: protein deubiquitination.
GGGCGUGGAAACGGAAGUGGAGUUCGCCGGGGUCAGAGGCCGGCUGUGUUGAUGUUGACACUAGGCCGGAGCUGUGGAGUAGUAGUAGGCGCCGCCGCCGCCGGGACGCCGCAGAAGGCCCGAAAAGCUGUCGUGAGGGAAGAACGAGGCGGCGGCGGCGGCGGCGGCGAGAGUUUGCGGAAGCAAGGCCGGCUGGGACAGCGUCGCGUCUUGGGGGCUGACGGGGCCCGCUCCCUCUUUUGACCCGCCUGGCGGGGGGCGCGAUGCGGUUGUGAUUGGGCCUGUCAUCCGGGCAUUCCUUCCCUUCCUCCAAGAAGUGGUUCCUCAGCGGGCCCUCCAUCCGGGUCCCGGGCCUCUCCAUCCGGGUCCCCGCUCUCCAUCCCAGCGGAGGGGAGAGGGCCUCUUUCGCCCCUCUCCUCCAGAAUCCCCAAACUCCCUUCCAUACGGGUAUUUCCUUCCUCCCUCAUCUCCUCCUCCUGCAUCCCCAGUGCCUUUGGGUUAACUGUCAUUGCUUAGCCUCUCCAUCCGGGGACUUGUUCCCCUCACGCGCGGCUCGGGAUUCCUCUGCUUCCCCCCUCCCUCGGUUGCCAUGACGAUCCUGCCCAAGAAGAAGGCCUGCCCGGCCGCCGGCGACGGAGACCGCGACCAGCCGGGCUCCCGAGGGGGCAGCCAGGGCGGGCCUGGGGGACCCGGCGGCGUCGGUGGCCCGGACCCGCGGGGCUGCUCCGGCGCGGACUCCCACCCUCGAGGCCCCAGCGGCGUAGGCGUCGGCGGCGGAGGCGUCGGCGGGCCCGGGGAGCGCGGCGGAGCUAGGCCUCGGGCCUCGCCGCCACCCCCGCCGCCUCGUUGGGGGCUGCCCCCCGCCGCUGGCUCUCCGCCGCCGCCCAACCCCGGCGUGGGGCCCUGUGGUGGAGGCGGCGGGGACGGCUCGGGCCUGCUGGAUCCCGGCGUGGCUGAGGCGCGAGGCGGCGGAGGCGGGGGCUGCUGCUCGGGGCCUGGACACAGCAAGAGGCGGCGGCGCGGCGGGCCCGCAGGAGGCCUCGGGGGACCCUCGGGGCCUGGAGGAGGCGGCGGCGGAGGCAACAGCCCCGAGCAGGACGAGGCCGGCGCUGGCUAUAACAGCGAGGACGAGUACGAGACGGCCGCCGCUCGCAUCGAAAGCAUGGACCCGGCCACCGUGGAGCAGCAGGAACACAGGUUCGAGAAAGCUCUGAGGGAGAAGAAAGGGUUCAUCAUAAAACAGAUGAAGGAAGAUGGAGCCUGCUUGUUCCGGGCUGUGGCUGACCAAGUAUACGGUGACCAGGACAUGCAUGAAGUCGUCCGGAAGCAUUGUAUGGAUUACUUGAUGAAGAAUGCCGAUUACUUCUCCAAUUAUGUGACCGAAGAUUUCACCACGUACAUCAAUCGGAAGCGGAAAAACAACUGCCAUGGCAACCAUAUUGAGAUGCAGGCUAUGGCGGAGAUGUACAAUCGACCUGUGGAGGUUUACCAGUAUGGCACAGAGCCCAUUAACACUUUCCACGGCAUUCAUCAGAACGAGGAUGAACCCAUCCGAGUGAGCUACCACCGCAACAUCCAUUACAACUCGGUGGUGAACCCCAACAAAGCUACCAUUGGCGUGGGGCUUGGAUUGCCCUCCUUCAAGCCAGGGUAUGCAGAGCAGUCCUUGAUGAAGAAUGCAAUCAAGACGUCAGAAGAGUCGUGGAUUGAGCAGCAGAUGCUGGAAGAUAAGAAACGGGCAACGGACUGGGAAGCAACCAACGAAGCCAUUGAAGAACAGGUUGCCAGGGAGUCCUAUUUACAGUGGCUACGCGACCAGGAAAAGCAGGCCAGACAGCCCCGAAAAGCCAGUGCUACUUGUAGCUCUGCCACGGCGGCCGCAGCCAGCGGUUUGGAAGAAUGGAGUGGCCGCUCUCCGCGUCAGCGCAGUUCAGCAUCUUCCCCAGAGCACCCCGACCUGCACAAUGAGCUGAAUGCUGCCAAACCGCCUUCCCCUGGAAGCACAGCAGCUCUUGCACUUACCAAACCCCCCUCGCCAUGUGCUCCUGGAACAAGCAGCCAGCUUUCUGCAGGCAGUGGCCGAGCAACCCCUCCCUUAGUGUCGUUGUAUCCAGCCCUGGAAUGCCGGGCAAUAAUGCAACAGAUGUCACCCACAGCGUUCGGCUUGAGCGACUGGGAUGAUGAUGAAAUCUUGGCUUCUGUGCUGGCCGUGUCACAACAGGAGUACUUGGAAAGCAUGAAGAAGAGCACCCUGCACAGAGACAGUGGCUCCGACAAGAGUUGAUAACUCGCUGGCGACUCCUGUGUUCGCCUGACACCCUUAGGUGCAUGUUUUUUGGCCGGAAGGAUGACAACGUUAUCUGGGACCCCUCCCCUCCUCUCCCUCCUCCUCUUCCUCCUCCUCCGCUGCUGCUGAUCAGUGCUCCUUGGGCUGCCCCUUUUGCUCCUCCUCCACUUUAGACUCUCUACAUCCAAUCCCCCGCUCCCCUUGGUUUGUCGGGGGAGACCGCAAGAGAGGGACAGGACCUCCUCGCAAAGGAGCUGGAACACGCACAAGCUGGGGCAUGCUGGGCUUCCCCUUCAUCAGCCAUUCUGUCAUUAUUAAAAAAAGGAAUCUUGUCCUAAGUAAGCCCUCCCCACCUUGGGAUGUGUGUCCACGGGGAGGGAGAAAUGUUGUAAUUUGCUUAUGGAGGAUGAGGGAAAGUGGACUGAAGUUGAAUUGAGGGCAAUGAGGCAUAGCUGCUUUUGGUUCCCUCUUCCCUUAAUACACUGUGAGAACGUGGGAUCUAGCAUUUUAGACAACGAGAGAGGGGUUGACAGUGUGGGCGAAUGUUUUCUGCCUUUCCGUUGGAGAGGGCUCUUCAACAUGUAACCAAUUGAACCGAUCCGCCAUCACCUCUGAAGAACAACUCUGCCUCAUAUGUGCAGGGGGGCCACCUGAACGGCUGCCUCUUCAUUCUCCCUGCAGUUAUAUGCCUCUUCUUUUUUGCUUCCCAUCUGUGUGUAUUUUCCCAUGUGUUCACUCACUGCUCCUGACCACCCUGAUAGGGGCCACAAUUUCCAUGGUUGCAGUGGCUUGUCCAGCACCGUGGUCCCUCUGGUGCUGCUGAUGUUCUUGGCCUUCCUUUGUCUCUCCUGCUGCUGCCUCUUUGAUUCUUCCUGUGCCUAGCAGCAGGGGAGGGGCCACCCGGUGUCCCUACUUGCCCGGGUGCAGGCCAGGUCUUAGUAAUGGAAGGCUGUGGAGGUGUUGGUCACCAAAUGAACUCAGAAAGUCAAAAGAUGGAAGUUGCAAGGGCAGCAGUGGGGAAGGUGCCAGGCUUUCUCACAGCAAGGGCAGGUUGAAACAGGGCCAUACAUAUAUCUUCCUGUGUCCUGGACUAAAGGUCAGUAAGCCCUAGAAAGAAAGAAUCUCUGGCAACUUUCCUUCCCCCAGGUGCUUGUCUUCCUCACUACAGCUGUAGUUAUAACCCACAUACAGUGGCAAUGUUUGCUCUCCAAGCCUCGCGCUGAACACAUUUCUGACUUCCACUUUCAUGUAAUGGCAGACCAUGCUCAAUCACUCCUCCAUCUUCACCCUGAGUCCCAAAUCCAUGGGGUGAAUGGGAUUUUCUGGAGUUCCUGCCUCCUUUUGUUGCUUUCUGAGGCUUCAAAGAGGCAACUUAAAAAGGCGGAAGGGAGAUAGACUGCUGCUUUAGAUAAAUUGGAUCCAUGGACGACUGGAUUAAAAAGUUAAAUUUGGUGCCUGAUAAUAAAGUAUAGGAGAGUUGACCUCCUGCUUUCACUUCUUUCUCUCUGUUCCUCCCUUCCCUUUUCAUGUGUGAGAUGGGUGAUUGACUCCUGUGAACAAAAGGAAAAAAACCAAGCUAAAACAAUGGGGAUGCACUUUUAGUCCAUCUAAGCACAUUUCUUUACAGGUAACGUCGAUGGUGCUUUCUAGUUUUCAAAAAACUAUACCGCUAGUAGCUGGACUUCAAUAGUUUUUUUCCUUGCUUCCACAUAAGCGCCUUGGUCCUUCAGAUACUUGGGGCAUGAACUCUCAAGAUGAUUGGCCUGCUAACUGGGUCUUCUAGAAGUUAAAAUCUUAUACAUCUGGAUGGCCAAAGGAUCAUGGACCUUGAUCAUCCAAGAGAAUGAAAGUUGAGCUUCUGGUAUUCAUGUGUUCAUAACCGAAUGCUUUAUGGGAUCCUCUGCCCUUGAUGUCAUCCAGGUGCUGGUUUACGGUCAGUUAGUCAGAUUCCUGCAAGGAUGGUAUAAGGAGAGUAAAUCAUGUAAAUACAACUUUGUUUUGAUCUAGUAAAGCAAUCAAAUUGACUUUGAGAUGCAUUAAAUGGAAGGAUAUGCACACUCAG